AUGACACUAGAUGGCAAAACCACGGGCAUGUUUGACAUCAUUACAAACGAAACGAACCUCCUCAAUGGGACGGAUUCACUCACAGAAUCUAACGAAACAGAUCCUACUACCUCGAUUUACUCCGGAGGACCAGGCACUGCCUACUGGGUCUGCAGCGUGAUAACAGUCGCGAUAGGCUUGGUGGGGAAUUCUUUGAUGUUUCCUUUACUGGCAAACGCCAAGUUUUCCCUUCUAUCCUACCCGGUGUACUUGAGGUUCAUGGCCGUGUCAGACAGUGCUGUUCUAAUUAUGUUUGGCAUAAACCUGUCGUUGAGAUUCUUCAACUCUUUCCAUAUCAUUGGGAAUCAUGUGGCUGCAUGCAGUGCGUGGAUGUUCACUAGAAACAUUGUGAUGCUUCUCUCCCCGUGGUUGGUCGUUGGUCUGACUCUGGAUCGGUUCUACUGUGUUGUUUUCCCAAUGAAACGCGAACGACUCUGUACUAAAAGGAAGGCCACGAUCGUCUGCUUGUCACUGAGUGUUAUAUCGGCAGCGCUGUCGUUCCCGUUUGUGAACGGCGUGUACGCUGUUGAAGGAUCAAACACGUGUUUUGUAAAAAAUCACCUCGUGACAUACUUCGCUACUUUACGUCUGCUUGUUAAUUCUAUUCUCCCUUGUCUCUUGAUUCUCGUCUUUAAUAUUGUGACUGGAAUCCACAUCCAGCGCAGCGCCAAUUUCAGAAAGAGAUUCACCUCCACCAGCUCUGGCUCCAAGGAAAACAAACAAGACAAGUCACUUCGUCCUCUAAUGCUAAUAUCCAUACUGGCCUUUGUAACAAUUCUCCCUUCUGCUAUAAUAGAAUGCGCUCUUGGCAUUCUAUUAGUAACUAAAUCAGAUUUUGAGUCCGUGUUGCUUCUCAUUAAAUUGUUGCCACCAUUUGGUGUUUUAUACCUGAUCAAUUUUGGGCAGAAUUUUUACAUCCUAAUGGCUUGUUCCGCUAAUUACAGGAAGAUCAUGAAAAGCAAGAUGAAAUGCAAGAAAGUAUCUACACAGAAUGGAAAUGUCACAGUGUCAAAAAUUCCAGUCCAAGUUUCUAACUUUGUCGGCUCGAAGACAGAUGAAACAGAGUCGAGCGCCAGACCAUCAUUACAAACCAGCUCCACAUCAGUUACCUCCCCUGCAGCAGAUUCUAAAUUUGGUUGA
Gigantopelta aegis is the source of this 1179-nucleotide messenger RNA. Its product is annotated as lysophosphatidic acid receptor 4-like. Gene Ontology annotation, biological process: G protein-coupled receptor signaling pathway. The transcript has a single exon. Gene Ontology annotation, molecular function: G protein-coupled receptor activity. The coding region runs from base 1 to 1179 and encodes 392 amino acids. The record is from RefSeq and is a predicted model, not a curated record. NCBI's taxonomy places the organism in Eukaryota, Metazoa, Mollusca, Gastropoda, Neomphalida, Peltospiridae. Gene Ontology annotation, cellular component: plasma membrane.